Molecule: messenger RNA, 2880 nt
Organism: Epithele typhae
Lineage: Eukaryota; Fungi; Basidiomycota; Agaricomycetes; Polyporales; Epitheliaceae
Exons: 14
Coding region: 1-2880 (959 amino acids)
Source: RefSeq, a predicted model, not a curated record
AUGUCCGCCACGCCCUCCACGAUGGAAAUGCUGACAGUGUGCCGCGCCACCACGAAGAUCCACUACGCACUCUGUCGCCGUCCGAAUCAGACCGACAAGGGCGAGAAGUUGGCAAACUGGUUCAAAAACUUCUUCGCCGCGCUCGACAGCGCGUACGACUUCCAGGCAGAGUACAAGUUCAACACCUGGCCGUGCUACACCCUCGGCGCGUUCUACGAGUACGAAAAAGGCAGGCGAGUCAAAGAAUACAAGGCGUCUCCUUUCAAUAUCGUACCCAUUGCCGACACCAUGGCCGCCAAGAAGGCUGGGUACGACUUCGAUUUGAAGAUCGUCGGUAAUGAUCACGGCGACAUAUGGGUCCUCCCAACCGAUGAAAUUGACCUCGGCUGGUGUUACGACCACGCGACUGUCACGAACGCGCCCACAUCGCAGGGCAAAAACGUUGCCACUGAAGGCGCUAAGAAGUUGGGCGGCACGAGGUCCGGAAAUGCGAAGAGUGCCGGAAGUGCCACGAUUGCCGGUGGGUCGGAGACUGCCGGUGGCGAAGAGACAGCCGGUUCGUCGAAGACCACCGGGGCAUCAAAGACUGCCGGUGCAUCCAAGACUACCGGCACGCCGAACAUUUCCGGUCUUCCGGACACUUCCGGCAACACGAACGUGCCCGAGAGUUCCACCACCGGCACGACUCGGAACAGCACGGUCAAGAGGUUUCACGCAAGGAUGUCCAGGACCACUAAAAAACCUGCACCAACCGGGAAGGCGGGUCGUAAGACGAACAAAGACAAGAAGGGCAAGGGUCGGGCUACGGCCCAGCCGACCACCGACAAUGAAGUCGGCGAUGCGGCAGAGGAAGAUAAUGACGAGAGUGAGGAGGAUAUUCCUAUCGAAGACGUUCGCAAAACCCGGAAGAAGGUCGUGACCUUCAAAGACCCCGACACUCCGGCAGCGCCGAACAAGAGGAGGGCCCCAUCCAGAACGCCAGACGAACGGAAGAAGGCGCCGACGACACAGCCCAGGGCCAACACCGGUUCUCCAGAUGCACCCCCGAUCAAGGACGACGAGGACGCCACCACGAAGAAGAAGGUGAAGAGGGUAACUCGGCCGAAACACCCUGGGAACAUUGCGCCCGAACCCAACUUUGAGCCCUUCCCGAACCACAAAGAUCGGAUACCCGUGGGGGUCAUUAAGAAGGACGGGCCGAAUCAGCACCUCCGUUGUGAGCGCUGCAAAGCCGGCGGUACCGACUGCCGGUUCUUCGUCUUCGACGGGACAUACUGCUGUGGCUGCCGAGUCAAGAAGGUGGCCUGCGAAAACUCGCCAAUCGCGCACGGAAAGCUCGCAGCUGCGGCAUACCGGGCGUACCGGGCUGCCGUUCAAUUGGCGAACCCAGCGAGGUAUCCGGAUCCGGUUUUGCUCUCCCGCCUAUUGUUGGGUCUACAGGACUGCGACAUCGUGAACUGGUUUUUUGACUGGUUCUGGGACUUUUACGAGCUGAACGACGAGGAACGCGACAGGAGGAUCGCAAACUCGGCAUACCAUCUCGAGCUCCAUGUGGAGGGGUGGACAACUCCGAUCAAGAGAAUUCCCGGUGAUGUCGAGGUUACCAAGGACUCGGUUGAUUAUCCGAAACCUCGCAGGGAAAGAAAGUCUGGCAGGGGCAACAAGUCUUCUCACACCACAGAGGAGGUCGUCGACACUGACGCGGAGAUGACGGAGGCCGAAGGAGACGACCGUGGCUCUUCCGAACCGCCUGCCAAGAAGAGGUGCGUUAACGGAAGAUCCAAGUCCGUUCCAUCAACGCACUCUCACGUGCGUCCUCCAUCGCCGGCAUUGGAUCCGCGCAACCAGCCGCCUCCGCCACCUGUGGACCCCUUGCGCGACUUCCAGCCUGAAUCACAUGUGGCCUUUCCCACAGUCGAAGCCACUAUGCGCGCGAUGCAAGCCCAGAUGAACGAGAUGGCGCGCGAAAUUGCGAUUCUCAGAGCGGCCAUGAUCCCCAAUCAGUCCGGUAAUGCCUUUGCCGGUGGUCCGUUCAUGUGGCCGGCAAUCCCGAACGUCAACCCGUUCGCCCAGUAUCAGGCUGGGUUUUCCGGCCACGGUGGGGACGAAUACUCACACAACGGCAUGUACUUCAAUCAUCAAGCCCAUGCUGCUGGUCUUUCCGGUGCCAAUCAGCGGGGAGUACCGCAGGCAUAUGGAGGCAUCGCCGACGUCAACCAAUAUGGCAUCCAGAACGGCAUGCAGUCCGCCUCCCCUUCUGGUUCUACCCCCUCUUUGGGUAUGGACUGGGCCGAGAUCCCUGUCGCCGCUAGUGCCGGCAACACCGGUCAGUUCGGUAAUGGUCCGCUCCACGCUCCGGCGGUGUCCGGCAAUGGCACUGGUGGCCUUGUCCCCCCAGUUCCGACCAUCUGGCCCGUGCCGGCACUGACCAUGGACGACGGCCGUCGACACAACACCGCGGGAACGGUUUUACCUCCUGCGGGACCUGUCGGCACCACCCCCAAGGCCGACUCCCCUUCUCCGCCUGCUGUUGCCGUCCCUCUCCCGGUCAAUGAGCUUGGUGCGAGUACAUCGCCAUUUUCCCCAACACCGCCACCGCCGCACGAUACACAGGACGGCAAGACCUCCGAGGCCGACGGUGGCGAGGUCUCGAAGACAGACGCUCCUGCCGCCACUUCUGAGGAGCCUGCGACGGCCCACAUCGAAGACAUGGAAGCCAAGUCCGAUGCCGGGAGCGAUCCUGACGCCGAUGGACAGGACGAGCUGGGCCCCAAUGCCGAAGUGGAGGGUGAGAUUCGUGUCGGUAUUCCGUCGGUAAAGGAAUCGGUAACGUUGUCCCAGGAGGCCGGUGAGGAGCAGGACAUGGACAUCUCCGCUUGA